Messenger RNA from Pteropus alecto (black flying fox), 1982 nucleotides. RefSeq names its product gap junction protein beta 2 (gene GJB2). NCBI's taxonomy places the organism in Eukaryota, Metazoa, Chordata, Mammalia, Chiroptera, Pteropodidae. The transcript has a single exon. Gene Ontology annotation, biological process: cell communication. The coding region runs from base 22 to 702 and encodes 226 amino acids. The record is from RefSeq and is a predicted model, not a curated record. Gene Ontology annotation, cellular component: connexin complex.
GCACCCGGCCCAGAGCAGGAGAUGGAUUGGGGCGCUUUGCAGACCAUUCUCGGGGGCGUGAACAAGCACUCCACCAGCAUCGGGAAGAUCUGGCUCACCGUCCUCUUCAUCUUCCGCAUCAUGAUCCUCGUGGUGGCCGCGAAGGAGGUGUGGGGUGACGAGCAGGCCGACUUCACCUGCAACACCCAGCAGCCGGGCUGCAAGAACGUCUGCUACGACCACUUCUUCCCGGUGUCCCACAUCCGGCUCUGGGCGCUGCAGCUCAUCUUCGUGUCCACGCCCGCCCUGCUGGUGGCCAUGCACGUGGCCUACCGCCGACACGAGAAGAAAAGGAAGUUCAUCAAGGGAGAGAUAAAGACUGAGUUCAAAGACCUCGAGGAGAUCAAGACGCAGAAGGUCCGCAUCGAAGGCUCGCUGUGGUGGACCUACACCAGCAGCAUCUUCUUCCGCGUCGUCUUCGAGGCCGCCUUCAUGUACGUCUUCUACAUCAUGUACGAUGGGUUCGCCAUGCAGCGCUUGGUGAAGUGUAACGCGUGGCCCUGCCCCAACACGGUGGACUGCUUCGUCUCCAGGCCCACGGAGAAGACCGUCUUCACCGUGUUCAUGGUUGCGGUGUCCGGGAUUUGCAUCCUGCUAAAUGUCACCGAACUGUGUUAUUUGCUAAUCAGAUAUUGUUCUGGAAAGUCCAAAAAACCAGUUUAGAGAGAAAAAAAAAUCGACUGCUCGAAAAGGAUGAGGCAACCCGGGCUCAGCUGUCAAGGCAGAGUCACCGGCAAUUUCCCCAAGACCGAGAUUCUUAUCUUAAACAUCUUCAACGCGACCAUUUGAAACUUCUGUAGCUCUCACGUGAAACAGCAAGCUGGCAGUCUUCUCUCCCAGAGCCAAAGAACCGAAGCUUGGCCCCAGGCCGCACUGAUUUCUACUCAGAUUAGUUCCCUGCUGGCAGCUUGUCAGAGCACGGUAGUUCCAUAUUUUGGAGAAAGGGUAUUGGCGUUUGUUUCUCUUUCUUUGUGGGAAGGGGAGAAAUGCCAGGUUCUAAAGAGCAGGCUGGGACUGUUUGGUCACCCCCCUGAGAGCCCCCUUUGCCAUUUCUCCCCGAAUUAAAGGUAAACAUAGAGAGUCUUGGCUCUUUUAUUCGCUUUGGGAGUUUUUAAUGCUUCCAACUCUGUUACACGUUUUUUCAGUGAACCCUUUAAAAUGAGGUAUGUUUUUUUUAUCCCCAAGAUGUUCUGAAAACCAUCCCAUGCUGUCUCCUGUUUCAGAGGCUGAUUGUGAUAUGUGAACGGUAUGUAAUCAGAUACUGCCAUUGAAUUUAAAAUACGGCCUCUUCCCUGUGCCACCGCGUUAACUGAGGUGACAGAAGCAUUUCGGCCUCUCUCACGUGAAACAGACCAGAAGUUCUUAGCACUGGCUUCUGACAGCAAAUGGCCUCAUCUCACAAUUUUAGGUAUCAUUUUGCAGGACAAAUACAGGCUGGAUGUACCACCAACUGCCACCAACUACAGGCGAGCUCAAGACACCUGUGUCUUCUGUCGGUGUCUGCCUUUUCCAUGACUGUGGGACGGGGAAGGACGUGAAUUUAGAGAGCCGGCUUGGGAAUGUUUUGUGUCCACAGCACAGUCUAAUGGUGCAGAACAAAAUGGGGAGGGAGGUAGUGACUGUUUCUAAAGAACAGGUAGAAAGACUGGACUCUAAACUCUGCUGAUUAAAAAUGCGUUUCGUCUUCUUCAAAGUUCCUUUGCUUCUCUCUUCAGCUUUCCAUUUCCUUAAGUGAAAAGAGAAUUAAUGAAUCUUUUAAAAAAAAAAAAAUAGAAUCUGCAGUUUAGGGAAAUAUUUAGCAGUUCUAUAGGAUAAAUGGAACUCUAAUGUUAUUAUGCUUGAAUGGCGUCCAAAAAAUGGUACUGGGUACACUUCACUAACGGUCAGCAUUUUCCUUUUGCCAAAAAAGACGUUGUAAAAACAUUUUGUAAUAGAAAAUAAGA